Molecule: messenger RNA, 1694 nt
Organism: Drosophila obscura
Lineage: Eukaryota; Metazoa; Arthropoda; Insecta; Diptera; Drosophilidae
Product: probable serine hydrolase
Exons: 2
Coding region: 557-1600 (347 amino acids)
Source: RefSeq, a predicted model, not a curated record
ACUGGCAGCAACUAAAAGUAUUUCAGGCUUAAAAAUCAUUUGCUAAGCAACAAAUUAGUGCAAAAUAAAGCGUAUAAUAUUGCUUAGAAUAGAAGAUCGAUUCAGAAAAAACAUGUGAACGCAGCGCAAAAAUGAAAACAAACAAAAAACAAAAAUCUGCUCGUUCCAGCAAAUGUGAGAAGAGAGCAUAAAGAAAGCUUUGUUAGUGCUUGCUGGCUCGCUCUCCCACUCAUUAUCUCGCACGCUCGCUAGAACCUGUACGCACUCUCUCUUCGUGCAUAAAGCUUGAUUGCUCUCUUCAAAACCCCCGCUAGCCAGGCGCUCUCUUUGGCACUAUGUCUGCUGCAGCACUUGGAUUCCGUUUCAUUCCGCGCACAGCUGUUUAGCUUGCUGGGCUGUAAGAACUCAAAAGGGGAAGUCGGAAGAGACUUAUCUCGCUCCCCACGCUGGCCUAGUCGAGAUACUACAGAUAAUAAAUACUGUGGGUGUUGCCAUCGCAAUUAGUGCUGGAUCACGCAUUAAAAGUUGCCCCCGCCGUUCAAAGUUCAAUAGGCCGAUGGGAACAUUGUCGCUGACAGAUUACGAAGAGGUGAAAAUUCCAGUGCCCUGGGGUCAUAUAUCGGGUCGCUGGCAUGGCAAUCGAACGGAAAGACCGAUUCUGGCGUUCCACGGAUGGCUGGACAAUCUGGGGACCUUUGACCGGCUGAUACCGCUGCUGCCCGACAAUGUGGGUGUGCUGUGCAUCGAUCUGCCCGGACAUGGCAGGUCGUCCCGCCUGCAGCCGGGAAUGCACUACAGCGUCUACGAUUACGUGUUCAUAAUUCCGCGAGUUAUGAAGGAGUACGGAUGGCACAAGGUCUCGCUGAUGGGCCACUCUUUGGGCGGCAUUAUUUCGUUCGUGUACGCGGCCCUUGCACCGCACACUGUGGACAUGAUCAUCUCGCUGGACAUACUGCUGCCCAUUCCCAUCAAUGCCAGAGGAAAGGACUUGGAUACUCUUGGCCGGAACAUGGAGAAGCAUCUGGUGGAGGAUGAGCGCCAGGAAGAGGGCAACCUGCGCGAACCGCCCGCCUACACGCUGCCCGAACUGCGCAAAGUUCUCGCGAAGGGCAGCUACAACUCGGUGCCCCCCAAGGAGGCACAGCAUCUGCUCUAUCGCCAGGUGGCCAAGUCGCAGCUCUACCCGGACAGAUUCUACUUCUCGCGCGAUGCACGCGUCAAGUUCUACCACCACCUCUACCUCCAGGAAGGACUCGCUGCGGAGAUGGCGAGACGCAUCAAGCGAAAGCCCUAUCUCAUCAUCAAGGGUUCGCUGUCGCCAUAUGUGGGACGCCACUGUGACGAGGCCAUGUCCAUACUGGGUGAAAGCAAUCCACACUUCGAGCUGCACGAAGUGGAGGGCACCCAUCAUGUGCAUCUGCAUGCGGCCGAAGAGUGCGCCAAGUACAUUGUGCCCUUCAUCAGACACCAUCGUCCGCCUACUCUGAAUACCUGGUCUCUGGCGGGGCAAGAGGCACAGCUCAGCUCCAAGGAGCGACGACUGGCGCAGGAGCAGUUCUUCGCCAGGCACAAGCCCAGCAAACACAGAAGCAAACUGUAAGGAACGUAGCUUAUAGCAGGAGAUUUGUAUUAAAAAUUGAGAGUAUUUGCGUGCUUAGAUCGUUGAGCACAAAUAAAAUCUAAAAAUAGUCAAA